AUGUUCGGCGCAUUCAAACCCAGCGCACCCCUCUCAGGAGGUCUAUUAUGGAAAAUCCCCUGGCGCCUCUCCUCGACCCGCAAACUCCGACAACGCCGCCGCCUGCGCCGCGUCGACAACGUCGUCUCAGUCCUCGAUAGCGCAUUGAAAAAGUCAACAUCCACACAAUCACAACCACAGCCUCAGAGCGAAGACAAGCUGCCCCCAUCAGCAGCAGGAACCGGCGCAACAAAAGCAGACCUCCAAACCACCGCUGAAGGCCAACGCCUCCUCUCCACCACCAACACACCCACCUCGCAAUCCACGCGCCGCCACGGCCGCGGGCCCCUCCAAGGCGAAUUCCUCCCCACCUCAACACCCAUCCCCGCGCAAACCCCCACCGGCAGCAUAACCCUCCAACGGCCCUCCUCCAUCCCCCUCCUCACCCGCGACUCCAACACGAUCAAGCUGAUCGCGCGCUGGAAAGCCGAGAUGCCCACCGAGCAGGAGAUGUUGCCGAGGGAUAAGUAUACGAUGUUUGAUAAGAAGGUGAGGGGGUAUCGGAAGGGGGUGCAUAAGUUGCCUAAGUGGACGAGGGUUAGUCAGAGGGUUAAUCCGCCGGGUUUUUAG
This is a messenger RNA of Zasmidium cellare ATCC 36951, 609 nucleotides long. RefSeq lists its product as uncharacterized. NCBI's taxonomy places the organism in Eukaryota, Fungi, Ascomycota, Dothideomycetes, Mycosphaerellales, Mycosphaerellaceae. Gene Ontology annotation, cellular component: mitochondrial large ribosomal subunit. Bases 1 to 609 code for a protein of 202 amino acids. The transcript is spliced from 2 exons. Gene Ontology annotation, molecular function: structural constituent of ribosome. The record is from RefSeq and is a predicted model, not a curated record.